Messenger RNA from Daphnia pulicaria, 9620 nucleotides. Its product is annotated as mucin-17-like. The coding region runs from base 106 to 8481 and encodes 2791 amino acids. Gene Ontology annotation, biological process: positive regulation of transcription by RNA polymerase II. The record is from RefSeq and is a predicted model, not a curated record. Gene Ontology annotation, cellular component: transcription regulator complex; histone methyltransferase complex; nucleus. The transcript has 11 exons. NCBI's taxonomy places the organism in Eukaryota, Metazoa, Arthropoda, Branchiopoda, Diplostraca, Daphniidae.
UGUAUCAAGAAGGCUAUGUGAAAUAAUAUGUUGGCUAGGCCAAGAUGGCGGAUAUAGUGUGUUUUCAUCCUUUUUGUCGAUGGAGUAUAUCAGACCAUUAAGAUUAUGCCGGAUUGUUUUAACCCCCCAGAGUGUGAAGAGAACCGCCAGCUGCGGGUCCAGCGCCGAGUGGAGCCGUGGAACUCCUCGGUGCGGGUUACCUUCACCUUGCCCAGGGAGGCGGCCGUCCGGCUCCGCCAGCUGGCUCAGGUGGGCGAUGCAGCGCUCAGAGAAUUAGGAAUAUUAUCCGUGCAGCUGGAUGGCGAUCAGGUCAUUUCCUUGACGAUCGCCGGUCGAUAUGAAACUCAAGAGAUUGUUUUCCGGACCGAGCCAGCAGCAGCAGCAGCAGCCACAAAUGCAUCAGCUGCUUCUGCAGUCAACGGAGCUGGAGGAAACAGUGUUUCGCCUUUAACCGGGCAACCAGUGGUGUCGACGACGACUUCCUCCUCAGCGAGUGUAACAGAAUUAUUGGCGCAAGUCACCUCUACCGGAGCCGUUGUCUCCAACGGCCUAGUGACUCCUUCUCAGGGUAGUGCUGCCUGUGCCAGUGUCCCCUUGCCGACUGACGUGAAUGUCGGCAAUAACAGCAACUUCCAGCAGCCAGUGGCCGCUGCUAUCGUGUCCUCCUCGAACUCGUCAACAGGAGCGUUCCGCAGUCCCAAUGUGGUUGCACCAGGCAGUCAGCCGAUCCCUUAUUUGCAACAACAUCAGAGACCUGUUUCAGGAGGAGGAGGAGCCAGUGCGGUGGUGCAAUCCAAUGCCGGACAACUCAACAUCAAUCCCAAUGCGGCCAUCGGUCAUCAUCCGAGCAGUGGAAUCGGAAGUGGUGGUGGUGGUAUUGUUGGUGGGAGUGUUGUGGGGCCCCGUGCCCAGCCAGUCUAUGCGGGCCCCUACCCAUUCGCCAGUAUGACCCAUGCCGCUCAAUCAAUGCUUGGUCAGACCGGCCAGCCGUCCUCCUCCUUCUCUUCUACGUCAUCGUCAUCAUCCACUUCUACUUCUUGUUCUCCUUCUAGCGCCAUCACCACCAUGUCUCAAACAAUACCCAGAACGGGACGGCCUCCUACGACAAUGACGGCCAAUACAAUCAACCAUUCGGCUGUAACGUCUGGCCCGCCUCCUCCAACACUUACAGCUUCGUCUUCUUCAUCGUCGUCACCUUCUCCGCUACAAGUUCUGUCAAGUGCCUUGCACCCCGUCACUAUGAAAUCCGCCGAACCCUUUGCCGCUCCUGCUGCUGUUGUUUUCUCUUCGCCCACUACUAUGCAAGUCGGAGGAAUCAAUGCACUUUCGUCUGCCCAGCACUUCCAGUCGAAUCCACAACAACAGCCGUUCCCUAGCAGCAGCAGCAGCAGCACGUCUUCACCUACAUCUAAUCCGACUGUUGUUAGGACAACAACGGUGGCAAUGAACCAGCAAAUACCAUCGUCAGUUCCUUCUGGCUCGUCAAAUGUCAAUUUCCAAUCGGUUCCCAUCACGACGGUAUCGAGUCCGCUUUUAGUCAACCUUUUGCAGCAGCAACAACAACAACAGUUGCAGCAACAGCAACAACAACAGCAGCAGCAGCAGCCGCCGCCGCCGCCGCCGCCGCCCAGGAACACUAUGUCAAAUAGAAGUGGGUCACCCGGUACAGUAGGAAUAGCUAACAGCACCACUUCGGUGAGUUCAAGUGAUUCGGUGAUGGAAUCCAAUCCAGGAGAAGCAUUGGAAAAGGUCAGACAACAAAAGCAACUCCAGCUGGUGACAGGAGGGGGCGGUCGUCCGGUAAGCCGCACGCACAACUCGCCACUUUCAUCAUCUCCAGCGGCCUCACCUUACCACGUCUCAUCUUCUUCUCCCAAUUCCCCGGCCGGAACCGGAGCGUCGGCGGUGGUGGCCAACUCUGCCGCCGUCAACACCGUCGCUUCAGUGGAAACCAACCUAACUCUGGCCGCCUCAGUCACGGUGCUUAAUGUUCGGACAGGUGCACCACUCAACGCCCACACAGCACUCAGCAGCUUGACCCCAGCGAUUGCUCCUUCAACAAAUCCUUCGGCGGUUGUUGCCACCCCUGCUCCGGUUGUCGUCCCAGUUUCUCUACCGUCGUCGACUCCCAUGGAAACAGGAGAAGCCCACCAGACGGAAAGAUUGAACCAACCUAUCGUCGCCCAGCAGCAGCAACAACAGCCGGUGGUGGUCCGUCCGUCUGGAGUUGCUCCUACGGUUGCUGGAGUUCGAAUGCCCACAAUGACCCGAGCUCCCGGGCCUGGAUCUCUCGGCGUCAAUCGCCAUUUGGCGCCAACGACGACCACAGCAACGACGACAACAGCAGCAGCAGCAAUUCCUCCAACAUCAACAACACCACCUGGCAUUGUUGCUGGUUGUCCUGCCAAUGCUGUUUCUGCCUCUUCGUCUUUAUCCUCUUCAAUCCGGUCGCUGCCACCAUCCGCUGUCCCCCCGCCACCUUAUCCCGGCCUCAGGCCCAAUCUUCACCAUGUGGUCAAUCACAACAAUCGACUGCCGGUCAUUCCUGGUGGAGCCACCGUCACUGCUGUACCUGCUACCGUUGCCGCGUCCAUUUCCUCAUCGUCCGUGACUUCGUCUAAUGUGAGUGCCAACCUGCUCGAUGGAAUGGUGUGUGUCAACGACACAUACAUGUUGCCUGGAAGGAACAAUCUGUCUAUCACUGUCGUCAGCGAUCCUCAAAGGAACGCUUCUACCACCAUUCAGCGUGUUGGCGGAACAACUCCGACUCCACCGCAAGCAAUUACGGGGACUCCCUCUGCACCAGGAGUCGCAACCAACAACUCCAAUCCGACAGCCAUCACCAUUUCGAGGACGGCUUCUGAAAUGGAGAAGCAAAAGCAAUUACUUAUCAAUCCACUCACGGGCCAUUUAGAGCCGAGUCCUAGCGAAAGCUCCGACAGUGAGGUGGAGGUGACCAAAGAUUUGGAAAUGUCGCUGGAAAAUUCUUUGUUGAUGCAGUCGCUACUGGAUCCCACAUCCCCCACCUUCCUCGAUCGGCCUCUACCUGAUUGCCUUUUCAGUGACGAUGACACGGAGAAAUUGUCGACGGCCAACGACAAACCGGAGCCGUGCGAGCUGUCGUCCAAACCCAAUCGUACAACAACAGCAACAAUAACUAACCAACCGAUUGUGGCAGCCGCUGUCUGCAAGGAGCAAUCCUUAUCGGGAACCAAAGAAACGGGCGAGGGCAUUAAAUUGCGGUUGAAAUUAGAAAAGAGUGAAUCCAAUUACGUUGCCUUUGUCAAUUUGCCGGCACUGAAAUCCUCGUCGAGUUUGGAUCCUGCAGCCAUCGCACCAACUUCUCUUUCCAACAGCGGUGGGAACAGUCCAGCCACUGAGCCAAAAGUACCGCCUCUUCACAUUUCCCUCAAAGGUCGCAAUUUGGCCGUUUUGAACAGUCCGAAGAAGGACAUCAAAAGGAAAAAGUCGAGGAGUCGACACGAAUCAGCCGAAGAGGAUGAAUUAUUCCACAGAGGUGAAAAGAAGAGCGUCAAGCGAAAGCGGUCGCAACAACUAACGCCCAGUUAUGCGGAUGGAAGCGACGAGAGAGGAGACGAACAGCAGGAGGAUCCCCGCUCCGUCGAAGAUAUCGAAUCCGAUUCCAAGCCCAAAGUGAAAACGAAAAUGGAAGUGGACCCUGAAUCCAUCCCCAUCGUCGUGUGUGAACCUGCUCCGCCAUCCGAUUUGUCGAGUCUGGACAAAAUGAUGGACCCCAAGUUGUUUUUGGUCAAUAACCACAAGGUGUUGUUGGAGGAGGACAACGAAUCCAUGGACAUGACGGAGAAUGUCGCCGGAACACCAGUGAAAUCAGAGGAGGAUCGAGUCAAAUCGGAGGAGACGACGGUUGCCGUCGAGUCGGAUGCUCUGGAAUCGUGUGGGGAAGGAGGAGCCAACACCUUAGUGGACACUCUUAGUGCAAUAGUGAAUCACGUAACAACAGAUGGUGAUGAAGUGGUCAUGUCAGACAACUCGCGGACAGAACAGAAAGUGUGUCCCGAUGAUUUGGACGUUGAAAUGACGCCAUCGGGCGAGGAUGUGACUAUGAAGCCAGUGCCAUCAUCACCUGUCGUUCCCGAACUCGUCUUCACCUCGACUUCUUCCAUUCUUAGUUCAAAUAGUCUAACCGUCCACCAAGUGACCGAUCCCAGUUCGCCAUCGUCUCCACCUCUCGACUUACCCGUGGCCAGUCCGACCGUCCAGCAGUCCCAACAACUACCAGAGCCGCAACAACAGCUAACCGCUUUACUACCUGAAGAGAACGACGAGCCCGUUGCAUCCAUCAUUCCGGUAAGCGAGGAAAAGGCGCAACGAACAGAACAGGCGCUGAUGUCAUCCAUAGUCAAACCCAAGUGCGAAGUGGAAGAUGCAAUUAACGACGUCAAGCGGGAUGACUUUUUUACUGAACCAGUGGAUCAAGAAGGUUUAAGUGCUCGUCUGAUUAAGAACGAAUUAGAGGCGACGAUUUUGCGGACGAAAAUUAGCUCCAACGACCUGCACAAACUGAGCUUAUUGAACAAUGUCCACAGGAAGAGCAAUGCAAUGGUCCCGUCGGAACAACAAUCGGUGCUUAUUGCCAACAUGAGUACGACUGCGACGACUAUCAAAACUGAAGUGGCACUAGUUGAAGGAAUUCCGUCUCCUGACGUGACAGCAACUGACGUAGGAUCGCUGGAAAAGACGAGCGGCGAAAUCAUUCCCAGGGAAGUAAUCAUAGAUUCUCCAACGGCCAAAAAUGAAGUCGUCGUUAUGGUGGCCACUUCGGAGAACCGGAAUAACGGGGGAGGUGAAGAUACUGGUAACACUCAAGGAGAGGAUUCUGGUAUCGAGUCGUUGGAUGCCUUGUCCGAGAAGAGUCCCAAUCAAGGGGAGAGUCCUCCGCGAAGGGAAGACAAAGAUUAUUCCUCAUCCAAUUCAACUGAGCAGCGGCAAGUUUGCCAGCCCUCACCGUUGGCUUCCAUUCAGGCUAAGCCAGCUUCACCACUACCUCCUCCGUCCGCGGUCGAGUCCGCUAAAGCAAUCAGUCCGCUUCCAGCUACGACAACACCACAGACAAAUCUAAUCUCAGACGUAAGCGAAACACCGGCUGCGUUUGCCGGUUCGAUCGAGGUCGAACAACAACAACAAGAGGAACCUGCCGCCCGCUCUCCUCAUCCGGUAGAAUCUAUGACUAUCCACCCGUCUCCCUCGGCGGAAGUCACCACCACACCAAAGUCUCCCCAGUUAUCAUCUUGCCGAGAGGAAACAGAAGAGCCGACAGCAGUUUCUUCUUGUUCUUCACCUUCACGUCUCUCUCAAGUGGAGGAUUCGUCUUUACGAGCCCUGAUUUCAUCACCACUACCACCACCUUCAUCCGAUACUAGCGCAACUGAUUCGACUGAAGUAAUUCCAGUCAGCGACGCGAAGCUCCCAUCGGAUCCAGUCAUUGCAACAUCACCCCCGCAAGUUCCUACGACGAACGUCUGUUCCAGUCCUCCUCAUUCUCCCCUUUCUACACGACCUACAUCUCCGGCAUCGCUUGCAGUUUCUGCUGAAGAUCAUCCGACUUCACUUUUGAAGGAAUGCACACCAUCGCACACUGCGGAUGAUUGCUUAAAGAAAGAAAUAUCCAGCUGUUCGCCUGCCAUUUCUUCUCCGUUACCCACUCCGCCGUCGAGUGAAAUGACCGAGAGCGAUUUACCACCAUCCGCUCCGCUUCUCUCCAAUAAGACGGAAGAGGUGUUGUCGAUCCCAGUAACGGACGACAGCAUUGAAACGGAAUCGGCGACGAUGAAAGCUAACGUUUCUGUUGGAGAAGAGAAAGAAGAAUCGUUAGCCACCAGCAGUCCAGUCGAAGAUGAGAAACCAGUGAAUACGGACGAGGCGGUUGAAUCUACGGAGAAAACAGAGGAUGAAAAACGACCCAUUCCCAGUGAAGUCAUUGCGGUGGCAGUGACGAAACCCAAAAGCCCUGUUGUCCAAGAGGAAGAAAAAUUAUCUUUGAAUAAUUCCUCUUCGAUACCAUCGCCAGAACAACUGAAGGCUUCGUCGGUUUCCAAGGCGAUUCAUUUGCCACCAACCGUUGAAAAAUUAGAAGAAAACUGUUCUUCCAAUUCCAACUCGUCGCCAUCGCCGGAAUCUCUGAGUAAUUCGAGCUCGUCGUCAGCCAGUAGUCCGGUCAGCAUAGAGCCCAAGAUGACGGUCACCUCUAAAGAGGAGGAAUCGCCUUCGUCAUCCACCGUAAACGUCGUCGUCGUAGAGGCGAGCACCUCAGGAUCUCAACAACCAAAAAUUGGCAUCAUCGCCAACUGCCAUGCCGAAAAACGAGCGACAGAACAGCAGCAACCAGCCGAAUCGCCCAAAGCUCCUCCACCUCCGACGAGCUAUGUCCUGUUUUCGUCCAACAGUGGCACGGGUGGAGUUGGAACCAACUCGAUCGCUUUGUCGUCCAAGUCGAUGGUGACGAUCGCCUCGUCUGGGGCUGGCGGAACAAAUCGGAUAAGUUCGACUUCGGGUCUCUUUGCCAUGACAUCCGGGUCUAAAAUGGUCCCCAUCAGGUUGGUGACGAUACCUAAAGGAAUGGAUCUUUCAUCAGCUACGUCACGAUCCGGUCCCGGCCAAGGCGGUCCUGUCAAAAUUCUCGUCUCAAAAGUGUCGCCUGGCAAAGUUCAUGGAACACCCGUGUCGGCGGUGAUGAUGAAAUCCAUUGUUCCUGCAGCUCCUACGAUCGCCCUGUCUACCUCCUCCUCCACCGUGUCGUUGACUGGAGGGGUCACAACCAUAACAACUCUUCCAGCAACAGCAGCAGCAGCAUUUGCCACAGCAGUCUCAUCCAUUCCAGUUUCCUCAUCAGCUCCUCCUGCACGAGCCCUUUCAAUAACAACGUCUACUCCCUCUCAACUGGUCACGACUGUGGCUGUGGAACUGGUGAAGAAAGAAGCCAAAGAACCUCCUCCUCCAACAACCAUUCGUAUGCCACCAGCACUGCCAACACCCUUAGCAGAAGUAGAAGCAAUAACAACUCCAGUAAAAGAUAAGGAAGAAGAGAAAGCGUCUGCCAGCAGGAACGAGAAGGAGACGACGGCGAACAACAGUGUCAGCAAAGAUCAGAUGGACUCUGCUACGCCCGUCGACGGAGAAGAGGAACGUGGCCAAUCUCAGCCGCAGUCGCCAUUUCAUGGCUUCCCGUCAUUGAAUGCCACUCCGGAAGAAUUGAUGAACGAUAGCGCCAGCACUAGCAGCAGCUUAGGCUCAGAGUCUGGCCGCUCGGAUACAGGAACAUCUCAUCAUUCUGAACUCAAAAAUGAAGAGGACCUCGAGGACGACGACACGGUUGGAUCGGAAGGAUCGAUUCCUGCCAGUCCAGCACCCGCCCUUCAACCCGUACCUUUUCACGAGCAUCCCGUAACGGAUGCUUUGACGAUUGAAAUUCCACCCAACGCUCCUGAAACGAUGACGAGGAGCACUCGUUCGGGAACUAGGAUCAUCAGUCCGGAGAUUAGACGCAGCAGUCCACGGCAGCAAAGUCCGGCAGAAGAAAAUAAGCAGGUCGCCAGCAUUUCAUCAACAACGGCGACAGCCGUGGCUCGUAAGAGCUCGCGAAGGAAGCGCAACGAUUCGGGUUCUAGUUGCACUUCCGAUCCGCCGAGUAGUGGCGAUAGGCAAACACCGACGACAAUGGAUCAAGCCGAUGGAUCGGCUAAUCUUUCGACAAGACCUAACAAGCGAAAAUGUUCAGAAAAUGCCAGCGAAAUGAUCAAGUUGUGCAUGGGACUUGAAGAUACUCCGCGUAAAGCGGUGAGCAGCAACAACGACAGCAGCGCCCCUCUGACGGCCAGAAAACAACAGCGACAGGGAAGCAUCGAUGAUCCCGCCUCUAUUCUCUUGAAGAGACAUGAUAACUCGGACGAUGAUGCAUUGACGGACCUUCCAAACAAAAUACCUCGACCCAACAGGGUCGCUAUCCGCAAUUCAAAGAAGAACUCUGUCAAAGUAAUGUUGAAAGAAACGGCCUCUCCGAUCACAAACAACUUCCCUAGAUCAACAACGCCUCCGACAAUGUCAACGACCAGACGUUCGGGUCGACACGUCGGUGGUGUGGCACUUCGAGGGUCUUCAACGGCCAUUGAAAACAACGGAACCGUCCGAAGAAAAACGAGGAGUAGCGCCGCAUUAGCUGCGCCUGAAUCGGACGUCGAAAUGGACGGACCACUGGCAACGGUGGAACAGACGACGACGACGAUCACCACGACGACUACAACUACUGGAACGGGAACAACUAAUACAAUAUUGACUCCUGAUCUUCCGGCCUCUGAAUCCGCAGCUGCUGCUACAGCGGCAGCCAUUUUAGCUCCUCAGCCUGGUCCAGCCGCCGUCCUGAGUGGACCGUGCUCUGCCACAACUGCUGGACCGUUGACUUCGGUCAACAACAAACGGCGUAGAGUGUCACGAGAUAGCCGGUGAUGAAUACACACGGUGGGCAGGAGGGAAGACUUAGACAAUUUGUGUACGCGUGUGUGUGCGCGCCUGCCUGCCCGCCCGCCCGCUUUUGUAUAUUCAUUGUACAUAAAGAAGUUACUUCACAGACCAGAAAACAAGUUGCGGAAUAGGAAAGCUUCCCAACAGCACCACACCACCCAUCACCCCCUCCCCCCUCGCCCGCCAAUCCCCCUAUAAUAACGGAAUGAUCCAUUUGAAAUUAUUACUAAAAAACAAAAACAAAAAAAAAAAACACAAAAAAACCAAACAAAAAAUGUAUGGGAACGGUUUCGAUGAUGAAGCCGAUGAAUUGUUGAAAAAUUUGAAAGAAACUUGUUUUCUCACUUUUUAUGUUGAACUCCACCUGCCGUUGCCUUUUUUACGAUUUUUUUCUGAAAUAAUAAUUGAUCUUUUUUUACAACAAGAAUUCAAAUAGAAGCCACAACCCAGGGGGGAGGGGGGAAAAGCCUGAACAAUCCGUGCAAACUUAGUCAAACGACGAGAGCAUAUGUUUUGUUUAGCGAGAAAAGAAAAAAUCGCAAAAAAAAGUUGGGCUGCUGUCCCGACCCCCAUUUAUGCAGAGGGAAGUGUGUCUGUGUGUGUUUGUCUAUACAUAUAACUAAAUACCCGUCAUCUCAGCCGUUUGUGUGUGUGUGUAUGCUUCUGCGCGUUUCAAUGGAUCAAGUUCAAAAAGUGUGCGUCGUUGUUGACAUUUUGGUGGAUCGUGCAAUUCUAUUGGACAAAAGUGAAAUCAAGUGAAAUUUUUUAAUCCUCUUCGAACCAGCCGUUUCGUCGUUUAUCUCCCACUCCACCCCCUGUCGAUUUUUACACACACUCUUUAUUCACUUUUUUUUUAAAGAAAAAUUAUUGUCUGAAAAAUUCGUUUGAUUUUUUUAAAUCUGUUCCCUUCCCUCCGCCACACAUUUUUUUGGUGAAUAGAAAUCGUUCAAAAACUGCGUGCGGGAUCCAUAAUCACACAUGAAAAGUGAAAACAUUCAAUUCGAAACUACCUACACUUUGUUUGUUGUGACAUACUCUUUGACUUUCUUCUCGGAAAAAUUUCUCAGUAAAAAGAAGAAAAAUGACCUUAUUUCGUUGAUAAAUCUUUUCUUUAUUUUACUGAC